This is a messenger RNA of Zophobas morio, 1421 nucleotides long. RefSeq names its product guanine nucleotide-binding protein G(i) subunit alpha-like. The transcript is spliced from 9 exons. The record is from RefSeq and is a predicted model, not a curated record. Bases 258 to 1421 code for a protein of 387 amino acids. Gene Ontology annotation, molecular function: G-protein beta/gamma-subunit complex binding; GTPase activity; guanyl nucleotide binding. Gene Ontology annotation, biological process: adenylate cyclase-modulating G protein-coupled receptor signaling pathway. Gene Ontology annotation, cellular component: heterotrimeric G-protein complex. Lineage: Eukaryota; Metazoa; Arthropoda; Insecta; Coleoptera; Tenebrionidae.
UUUAACUUUUGCCUCUCAAGCUUGAAAGAAGUAAGUACUGCUUUGAAAUAGUAUAGAGGGCGUUUACAGUUAGUUUGAUGUAUUUUGCUUUUACCUAAGGAAGUAAAGGCAUAAUUUUUACUUUUCCACUCAGUAACUGUUUUUGAAAAAGUUCUUAGCUAACUCUGUAGUGCCCCCUUUAUUGCUAGUAAUCAAGCCUUCGCGACCUGUAGCUCUAAAGGUGUGGCAAACUCUUGUUAUGGCAACAGUGAAUUUUAAUGGUCAGUUUCUCGAAAGAACAUAUAUACCGCCCUGACGGUGGGCUUCUUGUUACGUGGGUGCCUGUAGUCAUUUUUCUGCGUCUUCUGCUUGCUCGCUUCUUUUCUAUGGGUGGUUUCAAAGUUGCUGGCGCUCUGAGAGGGGUAUGGUUGGACGUGGAUGUCAAGAAAAGGGUUGAAACCAAGACAAAGAAGAAAAAAGAAUUUGGAAAAGUGGUUUUACUAGGCAUGGAGGGAUCUGGAAAAACCACUAUUUUAAAACAAGCUAAAAUUAUUUACAGUAAGGGAUUUAGUACUCUUGAGUUAACUGAAUUUGCUCCUAUAAUCUUUUAUAAUAUUUACGAAUCUAUGAAACUUUUAAUUAUAAACCGAAGGAAAUUUUGUAUAGCCGAGAAGGAUGAUGAUAUUUCCCAAUUAUGUGAGUUGGAAGAUUUUUUGUUAAUGCAAGACGUUAACGACCACUACCAAUUUAACGAAAAAACUUAUCAAACCAUUAUAAGGUUGUGGGCGUCCAGUUCCAUUAAAAAGUGUUACGAGAUGCGCUCCAAAUUUAAUUUAAUGGACUCAGCAGAAUAUUACUUAAAUGCUCUUUGUGAUGGAAGAAUUAACUUUACUGGGUAUAUACCCUCCGUAAAAGAUAUUUUAAAAUGUCGAUUACCUUCUGGUGAUCUUUCGAGGCAUAACUUUACCAUAAAAGGCAGGCAUUUUGAAUUUGUUGAUAUUGGAGGGCAUCGCUCGCAACGAAUAAAAUGGAUGCACUGCCUUCCGGAAGCGACUGCCACUUGUUUUAUAGUUUCAGCCAGUGAUUACGACCAAGGCAACCGCCUUCGGGAGGCUAUGUAUUUUUUUGAGGAAACACUUAACCAGGAGUUUUGUAAAGAGCACCCAUUUAUACUUUUGAUAAACAAGAUAGACUUGCUUAAGAAAAAGUUAAAAGUCAUCCCUUUUAAUGAGAAUUUUCCAGAAUAUAAAGGCGGCCCACAUAAUUUUGAGGAAGUCCAAAGCUUUAUUUUAAGAAGUUUUCUUUCAUUAAAUGUGAAUUCGAAGAUACUCAUAUAUCCUUACUUUACGCGCGCGAUUGAUACCGAUUGCAUGAAAAGUAUUUUUUAUGCAGUCAGCAAUAUAAUUGUAAAGAAUAAUUUAAAAAAGUACUCUAUUCUUUAG